CUGAGAAUUCAAACCGAAGGGCAGCCCAGCCUGAGAGGCUGUCCUCUGCAUGAAUCGUUAUUUGCUGCCUUCAAUGACACUACCUGAAGCAUUAGCUGGAAUUCUGGAGCUAUACUGAACAGGCAUCUUCCAUUACAUACACAUCCAGGAUGGAACGUGGACAAAGCUGGGAUGAAGAUGUGGAACCUGAUUCAAAUAUUGAAAUGUCAGCUAUGAAUACAGGUCCAAAAGGGGUAAUAAAUGAUUGGAGGAAGUUUAAGCUGGAGAGUGAAGACCAUGAAACCACUCCUUCAAACAAAAGACAACUCCUUAGACAACUGUCAUCACCAUAUCGAUCUCUCAGUAAGGGCAAAGACACAAGAGAGAAGUUAAGUCGUAAGAUGAGUGUGCAGGAAUAUGAAAUGAUCCAGGGCAAAGAAGAUGAGACCUGUCUUCGUAAAUACCGUCAGCAGUGUAUGCAGGAGAUGCACCAGCAGCUGAGCUUCGGGCCUCAUUUUGGAAUGGUCUAUGACCUGGAGAACAGUGAUCAGUUUUUGGAAGUGAUUGAAAAAGAGUUGAAAAAAACAACUGUGAUGGUGAACAUUUAUGAAGAUGGAGUGAAGGGCUGUGAUUCUAUGAUUAAUUCCCUAACAUGUCUUGCUUUGGAAUAUCCCUUGGUCAAGUUCUGUAAAAUAAAGGCCUCUAAGACUGGGGCUAGUGACCGCUUCUCUGACCACAUUCUCCCAGCGUUACUCGUGUACAAGGCAGGCGAGCUGAUCGGCAACUUCAUACACAUCACCAAGCAGCUGGGUGAAGAAUUCUUUGCAGUGGAUGUUGAAUCCUUUCUAAAUGAAUAUGGGCUUUUGCCAGAAAGGGAAUUCACCGCAUGCAAAAAUGCCAGUGAUUGUAGUGAUGUUGAUAUUGAGUAAAUCCCUGUACACUGAAGUUCAGUCUGGUUAGAGCCCAGUCUGAUAGAGGAAAAAUUAAUCUCAAACAAUCUAACUCAACUGCUAGUAUUCUGGAGUUCCAAUGAACUCAAAUAAGACAACCAUCUUCAUGCAAAAAAUGUUUUUUUCUCUACAUUGUAAAUACAGAUAUAGAUAUCAACAAGUGCACGUGUGUAGUGAUAGUGAUGCUAGAUGCCUGUUGUCUAUGUGCCUUGGCCCGUCCUCUUGUGUCAAGGCAAGACUACCUUCGUGGCUGCAGUAUUUCAGUUGGAAGGCAAUUGUCUGUCAGUGGAGCAGCCUGCAGAUAAGCUGUCACAAUGAUCCUGCUCAGCCGCAAUUCUAGAUAGCCCAAUACCAGACUGUGCUCACUGGCUGGCUGACAGGCAACAGUAAGGCCACUGGAAAAGUGGGAAUAAGGUGAGGAUGAAUACUUCACUCUGAGAGAUGUCAACAGAUUUGUACUUCAUGCAGCCACUGUCCUAGGGAAGCAUUCAGCAAUCCUAGCAAUCAACCAAAGGGCAGAUUGCAAGAUCCCUUGGAGACCAGGCCAGCCCCUCUGAGCACUGUCAAGCCAGUCUUCCUGAAGCUUAUGUGGCAGAAAAUACACUUACCUGUUAACAAAGUGAGCUUGCAGGACUUCAGUCUGAAUUUCCACUGCAGCUCUCAUGACAUUGCAUGCCUUUUGCCAACAGACCCUGCAUAUUGGUUGGGUUUACAAGUGUUUUCAUCUUGUCCAUAUGUCCUUAUUGGAAAGGCACGCAUGUUGUUGUUGCCAGAUCCCUCCAUGUUCUUGACAGUGCUCAUAACCUUUCUGAGGGGUCAGCCAAUGCAUCAAGCAGUUUUGUGUGUGUGCCCAUCAACUCCUGUCUCUUAGCCACCCCAUCAAGUCCUCAUUUGAUCCCUCUGCAGCAGAACCUCCAGCAACCCAGCACUAUUGUCCUUACCCUCGACUCUGGUUAAGGACCACUCAUGCCUCAUCUCUCACUGAAAACAAUGGAUAUUGCAAAGGCCCUUACACUUCCUACAAUAGUGCUGAAGACUGGUGGUCCAGCAGCCGCUACCCAAGCUGUUCCAGUACACCAACAAAACUGGCAUAUAACCAGCAUUGUAGAAAACUGCCCAGGUAUGUCCCAGGCACAAAAAGCAGGACAUAUCCAAUCUGGCCAUCAGUAUACUCACACAUUGAUCUAAUGGAAGGGGUUGUUGAUAACGCUGUCUAAUGACACAUGCAAAGAAAUAACCUGCUCACUGAUGCUGAGCUUGGGUUCUGCCAGAGCCACUCAUCUCCUGAACUCUUUACAAUAUUUGCCCAAACAAGCAGCUAGGAGCUGAACCCCAGACGUGAGAGUGACUGCUCUUAACAUCAAGGCAGCAUUGGAUUGGGUAUGGCAUUAUGGAGCCCGAGCAAAGCUGCAAUCAUGGAGAAAACCACUGGAUGGAACAUUACCUAUUACAAAGAAAGGUUGUGGCUGCUGGGGGUCAGCCAUCCUAGUUUCUGGACAUCACUAAGGAGUUCUUAAGGCUAGUGUCUUCUGCUGCUUCAUCAAUGACCUUCACCAAAACAUCAGAAGUGGGGAUUGUCAUUAGUAGUUGCACAAUGUUCAUCACUGUUCACAGCUCCUCAAAUACUGACGCAGACUAUGUUCAAAUACAGCAAGACCUGGACAAUAUCUUUGUUAAGGCUGAUCAACGGCAAGUAACAUUUGCACUACACAAGUGCCAGGCAAUGAUCAUCUUCAACAAGAGAGAAUCCAGCCAUCACUUCUCGAUGUUGAAUGGCGCUACCAUUAUUGAACGCUCUACUAUCAAUAUCUUCAGAAAUUAGUUUCAAAGAAUAAUCAUACCUGAUUUGUAACAUUAACUCUGUUUCUCCCUCCACACAUGCUGCCAGACCUGCUGUCUCCAGCUAUUUCUGCUUUUAUUUCAAG
This is a messenger RNA of Chiloscyllium plagiosum (whitespotted bambooshark), 2854 nucleotides long. RefSeq names its product phosducin a (gene pdca). Gene Ontology annotation, biological process: regulation of G protein-coupled receptor signaling pathway. Gene Ontology annotation, cellular component: photoreceptor outer segment. Lineage: Eukaryota; Metazoa; Chordata; Chondrichthyes; Orectolobiformes; Hemiscylliidae. The record is from RefSeq and is a predicted model, not a curated record.